This is a messenger RNA of Cyprinodon variegatus (sheepshead minnow), 3933 nucleotides long. RefSeq names its product DEAH-box helicase 30 (gene dhx30). Bases 34 to 3615 code for a protein of 1193 amino acids. The record is from RefSeq and is a predicted model, not a curated record. The transcript has 18 exons. NCBI's taxonomy places the organism in Eukaryota, Metazoa, Chordata, Actinopteri, Cyprinodontiformes, Cyprinodontidae. Gene Ontology annotation, cellular component: intracellular anatomical structure; cytoplasm; nucleus. Gene Ontology annotation, molecular function: ATP binding; G-quadruplex RNA binding; DNA helicase activity.
ACCCGCAAAAACAGAAGAAGAAGUGUUUUAAAGAUGGCGCUACCCGGUGUUUUACUCGUGAGACUGAACGGGCUUUGCAAACUGUCCCAGUUUGUUCAUGCUGGGAGAAAAACAGCAUUUAACUGUGGCGGAGAAAUGCGAUGGUAUGGAACAAAGGCACAGAAGUUUCUCGAGCACAGUGCUCCCUGUUUCCACAGUAAACGAGGUAAAGGUAAUUCAAACCUCCAGAAAGAGUUUCCAGACCCCAAAAGCCUCCUAAACAACACUAUAUCCCGGUCGUUAGGAGUGAAUGACCUUUCUCAGCUCAUCCAGUACAGCUGUACAGAACAUGAUGGUCUCAAGAAAGCCACUGUGACAAUUCAGUGGCCCAGCAAGAUUACAGCAGAGGGUUAUGCAUCCAGGAAGAUUGAUGCAGAGCGGUUUGCUGCUGCUGCAGCCUGUCUCAGACUUAGGGAAUUGGGUGUGAUCGGUCCGAACAAUCAGCUCCCUAAAAGGAGAGCAGGUCGGGUGAGAGGAGGACUACAUUCCCAUCUCUAUGACAAUGAAGAGAACCACCGGACAACUAAUGUUUCCGUCCCCAGAGGAGAGGAAUUUUCCUCUCCUAUGGAGGAUGCUUCUGUUGUGUCUGAAGCCCUUUCUCUCUUUCCACAACCUAAAUCUCUUCUGACCAGGGUGAUCCAGGUGGCCACUUCAGCCAACAGAAUCAGAGAGUUGAUGCAUUUCAGAACAGCAGGAGGGAAACUUAAAAAAUGUGAGCUGACUCUGCUUUGGCCGGAGGAGAUGAAGUUCAGAGCGACGGCGAGCAGCCGAGUCAUGGCAGAGAGAGGAGCUGCAGCGCUUGCCUGCAUGAAGCUGAAGGAGCUUGAGCUUUUGGAUAAAGACAAUAACCCCCUCACUCAUGCAAAGUACCACCGAGACAAAGUAAAGGAGGCUGGAGAGAGAGAGAGGCGUCCAUUCCUUCUGGAGAUUCCACAAUAUCUGGAGCAACACAUCAGGGAUUAUCUAACACAGUACCCAGUUGCCACAGAAAUACAGAAGCUAUGGGAGGAAGACGAGGCGAGAGGACAACAGACAAUGAAUGAGGAGGAAGGAGAAGAGGUCUUCAUAGCGGACGCCAUCACUGGCAAGCCUUACAAGCCCCUGUCAGAGCAUCAGGCUCGGUGGCUCAGCUGCCACCUGCAGGAGGAAUGGGAAAAGGCAAACCCUGGACUGAGUGUGGAGCUGCCUGUCGACGCCCACCAGCAGCGCGUGGUCUCGGCCGUGCGCUCCUCCAGGGUGGUUGUGAUCGCCGGCGAGACUGGGUGUGGCAAGACCACACGGAUCCCACGCUUUCUGCUGGAAGAACAAGUGAGAAGGGGGGAGGGAGCAGAGUGCAACGUCCUGGUGACUCAGCCUCGUCGGAUCAGUGCCGUGUCGGUAGCUCAUCGCGUGGCUCAUGAGAUGGGUCCACAUCUUAAACACCACAUUGGAUAUCAGGUGAGACUUGAGAGCCGACCUCCUGAAAACAGCGGAGGGUCUAUGCUCUUCCUCACAGUGGGUGUGCUGCUGAAGAAGCUGCAGUCAAACCCCUCCCUGAAAGGAAUCAGUCAUGUUGUUGUGGACGAGGUCCACGAGAGGGAUGUGAACACGGACCUGUUGCUGGCAUUGCUGCGCUCCAGCUUAAAAGAGAACCCUGACCUCCGGGUUGUUCUUAUGAGCGCCACCGGGGACAACCAGAGGCUGGCAGAGUACUUUGGAGGCUGCCCUGUCAUAAAGGUGCCAGGGUUCAUGCACCCAGUGAAGGACAGAUACCUUGAGGAUGUGAUGAGGGAGAUGGGACGCUCUGCUCAAAUCCAGAGACGGGUGAAUGCAAAUGAGGGGUUGGAAGAGGCCUCCCCAGAUCUUGACUUAGUAGCUGACGUCAUUGAGCACAUCGACAGACAUGGAGAGCCAGGUGCGGUUUUGUGUUUCCUACCUGGUUGGCAGGACAUCAAAGGAGUUCAACAAAAACUGGAGGAAAAAACACGUUUUUCAUCAGGCAAUCACAUGAUUGUGCCAUUGCACUCAAGCUUAUCAGUAGCUGACCAGCAACUAGUUUUCCAGAAGCCCAAAGCUGGUCAAAGGAAGAUCGUGCUUACCACUAACAUAGCCGAGACCUCCAUUACAAUAGAUGAUAUAGUUCAUGUGGUGGAUACAGGAACUCACAAGGAGCAGAAUUAUGACCAGCGGACAAAGGUUUCCUGUCUGGACACAGUGUGGAUAUCUCAUUCUAAUGUAACUCAAAGAAAAGGAAGAGCAGGACGUUGCCAACCGGGGCAGUCGUAUCACCUGUUCCCAAGGAAACAGCUGGAAAGCAUGACACUCUUUCCUGUUCCUGAAAUCCUGCGUACACCUCUGGAAAGUUUAGUAUUGCAGGCUAAAAUCCACAGUCCGAACUGCAAGGCUGUAGACUUCCUGUCUCAAGUCUUGGACAGUCCAGAGCCACAAGCUGUAAGAGAUGCAGUCAAGAACCUCCAGGAUAUCGGAGUCCUAGACCGGACAGAAACCCUGACUCCUUUAGGAGAGCGUGUGGCCUGUAUGUCAUGUGACCCACGACUCGGCAAAGUCCUGGUUCUGAGUGCCCUGUUUAGAUGUGUUCUGCCUAUGUUGUCGGUUGCUGCAUGUCUAACCAGAGACCCAUUCCACAACAGCCUUCAAAACAGAGCACUUGUAAAUAAGGUCAAAGAUGACCUGUGCAGCUCCAGCUAUAGUGACUAUCUCGUGUUCAGCCGAGCGGUUCUGGGCUGGAGAAAAGUCCAACUCGAGGGAGACAGAGAAGACAGAGAUGAAUAUUUGCAGAAAUACGUUUUGUCUAAAGGCUCUCUCCGAUUUAUCAAUGGUUUGUCUGAUUCACACUUAUUGAGGUUGGUGUUCUUCUGCAUUUUUGAAUGGAGUGUCCUUUUGCUAACACAGUUCCCUGUCUUGAUUUAUUCCAUGGUAGGUCUUAUCUCCCAGUUCAGCGACAACCUGCAGGAAGCAGAGUUGGUUUCUCGUGCUAGUGAGUGCCAGCGUCAUACAUCGCUCUACAAUGAGCACAGCGGCCAGGAUGAGCUGCUUAAGGCGGUACUGCUGGCUGGAUUGUACCCCAACCUUAUCCAGGUAAAGAAAGGUGUUAUUACCAAAGGGGGGCGCUUUCGCCCCAAUAAUCUGGCUCUCCGCACAGUCAGUGGUCCGGUGCUGCUUCAUCGCUCUUCAGUGAACAGAGGAAAAGAGGAUCUCCCCAGUCGUUGGCUGACCUUUUACAGUGCGGUCAAGUCUAACGGGAAUGUUUUCAUCAGGGACUCGUCUGUGGUUCACCCCCUUGCCCUGCUGCUGCUCACAGACUGUGACAUUUCAGAGACAGUUAAUAACAACAAGGUGGAAGUAUCUUUUCCUGGCCGCUCUCUGGUUCGCUGCCAAGUGCCAAUUGAGACAUGGGAGCUGCUCUGGGAGCUACGUACUUCCAUUCAGGCUAUGCUGCACCGAAACUUCAACAAUCCCAGCAACGCUAUCAUUUCUCAAGACGGACGCCUCAUAUCUUUACUUGUAGAGCUGCUCAACAACACCGAGUCGAAUCCGUUUGUUGAGAUUUCCUACACAGAAAGUGAGGUAGAUUAAAUAAAUGAUUUUCUGCAUCUGAACUUUGACAUAUUCACAUAUUGAAGCAUGUUUUUAAAAGCACUUUAAGAUGAUAUUCCGAACAGGUUGAGAAUGUUCUCGAUUUGAAAUCUUCAGUGGAGUUAUGAAGCUGCUUCUUAUUUAUAAAUGAACUCAAUCAUUAGAUUAUGUUUGAAAAAUCCAGCCUAUGGGUUUUUGAACUUUGUUUUUUUCUAAAUGUUUCAUUGCUUUCUGAAAAGCAGAGAUUGGUUUUACUCUAAUGAGUAAAGACAGAGGUCAUUAAAAUAAUUGUAAGUACUAUGUUUAUUAAAAACAUGG